Molecule: messenger RNA, 1249 nt
Organism: Fusarium redolens
Lineage: Eukaryota; Fungi; Ascomycota; Sordariomycetes; Hypocreales; Nectriaceae
Exons: 2
Coding region: 24-1148 (374 amino acids)
Source: RefSeq, a predicted model, not a curated record
UGGACGUCUAUCCAUCAACCAAAAUGGCGACGCUUCUUCGUCAAGAUAUUCUCUCCAAGACUCCAAUACCUCAAGAGGAAAGUCCUCUCUUUUCCAAGCUCCCAGGAGAAGUCAGAGACAGCAUCUUCUCUUAUGUCCUCACGGAUCACCCAGACCCGACACCAACCAAGAAGUUCAGAGAAAACACAUGCUACACUCGCCCUUCUUACUUAGCAGCUCAAUCAACCGAUACCAGACUUCUUCGCACAUGUCGCGCUAUUUACCGCGAAACUUGGUUCAAGCCAUUUCUCCUACGAGAACACACAGAAUGGGCAACAGGUGAAGAUCGUGCCCCUCCACCUGGUAAAGCCCCCCCACGCCUGGGACCUAUGCUCGCAAAGAUUGCCAGAUCUCUCGGCACAGACAAUGUCGAGAUUGAGAGAUUGAGAGUCUUCGCUCAGAUGUACAGACUUGAGGAUGGCAGUCUUCAAGAUAUCUUGUAUACACCUCACCUGGCUCCUCGCACCGUAACGCUCACCAUUCGUCACACUGAUUGGUGGAAUUGGGAAAAUGACGAGCCUCUGCACUUUGAGGGAAACUGGAUCGAGGGCGUUUGUGAAGUGCUAACUCCAAGCACGACUCAAUUUUGCAUUGAACUAGAGUCGUUGGAGCGGAAGAAGGACCAGAUCGACAAGAUUGCUAAGCAGAUGGUUGAUGAAUGGUUCUUCAAACGACCCGAUGGUGUUAUUCUCUACGCGGAUACCUCAGAUGCCAAUCGAAAAGUCAGCCGAUGGAGCGGUUCAAGCACUUGGCACGGUCAACGCUGGAUCCGAGAUGAAACAGAACCCAACAAACUUGACUACUACAUCGUCUCCAUAAUAUUCCGUCCUCUAAUCUCAAUCGAGCGAAGCGGUGGCUCCAUCAGCGAAAAAGCAAUCAAGGGAGCACAGGGUCCUUUUGCCCUGGAUCGUCCCAAACUCAUGCUUCCAGACGACCAGGAGAGAAUCGAAACCGAGAACCCAUAUGAGUUUGUUUCUGAUUCAGAUGACGAUGAAUCAGAUGGAAUCCCGCAGCCAGAUUCGGAUAAUGAUGAGUGGUAUGCGCAAAUGGAGGAGAUGUAUGGCAAUGGUCGAUUUAUGCAAGGGCUGUAUACCAACCGCCCCGAGUAGUGUAAAUUGAGUUAUCAGCUACCUUAUUUCGUAAAUAUACUCUGUCAAACAGUGGCUGUCUAUGAUCUUGUCUAGUAAUGCUCUAAUAUGCCUCGUUUCAG